GUUUGCUCACACAGGCAGCCCAACCUAACUGGACGUUAGCAGUGCGAAAAUAUGGCGGCGGCUGAAAGGAAGAGGGUCGCCAUUAUUGGCUCGGGAAAUUGGGGUUCUGUGAUUGCUAAAAUCGUUGGAGCAAACACAAAAGAUCACAACGACAUUUUUCACGAAGAAGUGAAAAUGUAUGUUUAUGAAGAGGAAAUCGACGGCAAAAAGCUUACUGAAAUCAUCAACACACAACAUGAGAACGUAAAGUACUUGCCAGGAUACAAAUUACCCGAAAAUGUGGUUGCGGUACCAGAUGUCGUAGACUGUACCAAAGACGUUGAUGUCCUUGUAUUUGUAGUUCCACAUCAGUUUAUCAAGAAAACUUGUGAAAUGAUGAAGGGACAUGUUAAAAAGAAUGUUAUAGCUAUCUCUCUUAUCAAGUUUGGCAUUCCCUGUUUGUAUAUGAAAUUAGAAGCUACUCAUGCUCAGAUCACGACAUGGAGRCAACACAGAUCAGACAGUAUCACAAGAACAAACAUCUUGAAAAGACAAAGAAGCAUUAGGGGCUUAGAUCAUACCAAGACUGGACUUAAUCUGGUGUCUAAUGUUAUCCGUGAUGCCCUUGGUCUCUCUGAGGUCAGUGUCCUAAUGGGGGCUAACCUAGCAGGGGAAGUAGCAAGGGAACUGUUUGGUGAAGCUACUAUUGGUUGCCGUAAUCAGGAGCAUGGACAAGUCCUGUUAGACCUUUUCCAUACUAGAUACUUUAAGGUGAAAGUCGUUGAAGAUGCAGACACAGUAGAACUGUGUGGUGCUCUAAAGAAUGCAGUAGCUAUUGGUGCUGGAAUGGUAGAUGCUUUAGGGUAUGGUGAUAACACAAAAGCAGCUAUCAUUAGGAUUGGUCUCAAGGAAAUGAUUGACUUUGCGAACCGUUUUUAUGAUGGAGUCAAAGUGGAAACUUUCUAUGAGUCUUGUGGUGUUGCAGACCUGAUUACUACUUGCUAUGCUGGCAGGAAUCGUAGAGCAGGAGARGAGUUUGUCAGAUCCAAAAAGACCUUUGAUCAGGUGGAGCAGGAAGUUCUUGGAGGUCAGAAACUCCAAGGUCCACAUACAGCAUAUGAGGUUUACCAAGUAUUGAAAGAAAACAACCUCACCGAUGAUUAUCCUCUGUUUACUGCUAUCUAUAAUGUUUGUUUUGAAAACCACACUCCAACAGAGAUGAUGGAAAUGCUGAUGAAGCACUUUUGAGUCAAUUAUGUCCUUGAAGAACCCAUUGACAGUCUCUUGCUGUGUGCAAAAAUAAAUGCUCGAGAUGUCCCUGCAAUCCUACAUAGGCUGUUACUACCCUGACAUACAUAUGUUGAAAAUAAUUAAUAGCCAUUACAAUUUGUAACAUUUCCAUACUAAUGUAUAUUGAUUUUCAUAUGUGAUGCACAUAAUAUUUAGAUGUUUGARUUUUUGAGUUUUUCAACGAUGAUUUAUAUACCUUGGUACAAAUUUCUACUAUGAUAUUGAUAUUAGAAAUUUUUAUAAAAAGUAUUAUUUAUGUUGUUACUAAAUUAAUAUAAUUUAACAGCAUCUAGUCCGGUUAAGACGAAUGUUUAAAUAAAACCAAAAAAAU
Molecule: messenger RNA, 1600 nt
Organism: Exaiptasia diaphana
Lineage: Eukaryota; Metazoa; Cnidaria; Anthozoa; Actiniaria; Aiptasiidae
Product: glycerol-3-phosphate dehydrogenase [NAD(+)], cytoplasmic
Exons: 12
Coding region: 52-1227 (391 amino acids)
Biological process (GO): glycerol-3-phosphate catabolic process; carbohydrate metabolic process
Cellular component (GO): glycerol-3-phosphate dehydrogenase (FAD) complex; cytosol
Molecular function (GO): glycerol-3-phosphate dehydrogenase [NAD(P)+] activity; protein homodimerization activity; NAD binding
Source: RefSeq, a predicted model, not a curated record